Messenger RNA from Anthostomella pinea, 222 nucleotides. The record is from the annotation of a GenBank genome assembly. NCBI's taxonomy places the organism in Eukaryota, Fungi, Ascomycota, Sordariomycetes, Xylariales, Xylariaceae.
AUGGUCAAGUUGACCUUCAUCUUGGGCGCCAUCGCCAUCGGCGCCACCGCCACCGCCAUCUCCAUCCCCGACACCCUCGCAACGAACCAGACUGUAUCCAAGGUGGGAGGCUCUGGAGAGCACAUACCUGCACCAAUAGCACGUUACACGGCACGGCUAUGCGAACACAGAGGGGCGCGUACCCCUUCGAGUCGUCACCUGUACAAGACUUGGUACUAUUAG